This is a messenger RNA of Emiliania huxleyi CCMP1516, 309 nucleotides long. RefSeq lists its product as hypothetical. The transcript is spliced from 2 exons. Lineage: Eukaryota; Haptophyta; Isochrysidales; Noelaerhabdaceae. The record is from RefSeq and is a predicted model, not a curated record. Bases 1 to 309 code for a protein of 102 amino acids.
AUGAUCGCUGUGCUCCCAGCGCUCGUGCAGCGGCCAGCGUGGCGCAGCCCGUCACGCAGCGCGCUGAUGCAGCAGCAGGACUCCGGUGAGCUCGCGGCACAGUUUGCCGCUGAGCGGACCCGAAGGCAGCAGCCGCAGCAGCAGCCGCCAAAAGCUGCGGACCCGGGCGAGGAGCCAUUCGCAGGCGUGCGAGAGAUUGUCCUCGACGCGGACGGAGCACCACUCGGGCUCGCUUUCGGCACGCUCAUCGCCGUCGCCUCUGUGGCGCUACUGCUAGCCAUCGCCGGCGCCGACGCCGGCGCGUCGUGA